Molecule: messenger RNA, 3086 nt
Organism: Pseudophryne corroboree (corroboree frog)
Lineage: Eukaryota; Metazoa; Chordata; Amphibia; Anura; Myobatrachidae
Gene: ACSL3
Product: acyl-CoA synthetase long chain family member 3
Exons: 15
Coding region: 208-2337 (709 amino acids)
Biological process (GO): long-chain fatty-acyl-CoA metabolic process; neuron differentiation; long-chain fatty acid metabolic process
Cellular component (GO): plasma membrane; endoplasmic reticulum; lipid droplet
Molecular function (GO): long-chain fatty acid-CoA ligase activity
Source: RefSeq, a predicted model, not a curated record
ACGCUGAUUGGCUGCAGGAGGCGUGGAGGUGACGUCACUGGACGCUUAGCUCUCUCACGGCGGUGACACCGGUUACGGCGAGGAGCAGCAGAUCACGUGAAUACAGCGUCUGCGAGCAGCCGCCGUGACCGCCGCUACCCCAGUCCCCCCGAUAUAUUUAUUUGUUGCCAUCACUCCAGCUCACAUCCCCACUCCUUGAUUUCCAAAAUGAAGAUAAAAGAGGACAUACAUCCAGUGCUGCUUUGCAUCUUGCAUUGCUUUAUGUGGCUUUAUGACGUUAUCAUCUUUGUUCCCUGGUACUUACUUUCUGGAGCAAGGGAGAGGCAACGCCGGGCAAAGCGGGUUAAAGCCAAGCCUCUGAAUGAUGAUCCAAACAGCCCAUUCCGAUCAGUGGACAACUUCCAGAGCCUUGCCUCCUCCCUCUAUCCGGGCUAUGAUACCCUGGACAAGGUCGUCAAGCAUGCAAUGGAACUUUUUAAAAACAAGAGAUGCCUGGGAACCAGAGAGGUUCUGAGUGAGGAGGAUGAAAUCCAGCCUAAUGGAAAGGUCUUUAAAAAGGUAAUACUGGGACGGUACAACUGGAUAUCCUACGAGGAGACCUACAUGUCCGCCUCUCUGUUUGGGAGUGGAUUGGCUGCUCUUGGCCAGAAACCCAGGUCUAAUAUUGCCAUAUUCUGCGAGACACGAGCGGAGUGGAUAAUCUCGGCACAGGCAUGCUUCAUGUACAAUUUCCCACUUGUGACAUUAUAUUCAACACUGGGUGGUCCCGCCAUUGCCCAUGGGCUGGCAGAAACCGAAGUUACCCAUAUAAUCACCAGCAAGGAGCUCCUGCAGUCAAAGCUGAAGAGCAUCCUUCCUCAGGUCCCGCUGCUACGGCACAUCAUCCUAGUAGAUGGCAGCAGCAGCGCACAGCAAGCUGACUACCCCAGUAACAUCACUGUGCACAGUAUGGAGGCUGUGCAGGCUCUGGGGGAAAAGCAGGUAAACAAGCGGUGCCCCCCGCUGCCACAUGAUAUUGCUGUCAUCAUGUACACCAGUGGCUCGACUGGCAUACCCAAAGGAGUGAUGAUCUCUCACAGCAAUAUAAUAGCUGGCAUCACCGGGAUGGCGCAGAGGAUAACAAACUUGGGGGAAACGGACACUUAUAUUGGUUACUUACCCUUGGCCCAUGUGUUGGAGCUGAGUGCGGAAUUGGUUUGCCUGUCUCGUGGCUGUGGCGUGGGCUAUUCCUCACCACAGACACUCUCAGAUCAGUCCACUAAAAUCAAGAGAGGAAGCAAAGGAGAUGCCUCAGAGCUUCAGCCAACCCUGAUGGCCGCUGUCCCUGAAAUCAUGGAUCGCAUUUAUAAGAAUGUUAUGAGCAAAGUAGCCACUAUGAGUCCGGUUCAGAGAGGUCUUUUCUCCCUUGCAUACAACUACAAAAUGAAGCAGAUCUCCAAAGGGGCAAACACUCCGCUGUGUGACAGGUUUGUGUUUUGGAAAGUAAGAAAGUUGCUAGGAGGGAAGAUGCGCGUCCUGCUGUGCGGCGGUGCUCCUCUUUCUGCUGCCACCCAGCGCUUCAUGAACAUCUGCUUCUGCUGUCCAGUAGGGCAGGGGUAUGGCCUUACUGAGACCUGUGGUGCUGGCACCAUCACUGAAAUGUAUGACUACAGUACGGGCAGAGUGGGAGCUCCUUUGGUCUGUUGUGAGAUAAAGCUAAAGAACUGGGAAGAAGGUGGCUACUUUAACUCUGACCAGCCGAGGCCCAGAGGAGAGAUUCUGAUUGGUGGGCCCAAUGUGACCAUGGGGUACUACAAAAAUGAACUGAAGACCAAGGAGGACUUUUUUGUGGAUAACAAUGGUCAACGCUGGUUCUGUACUGGGGAUAUUGGAGAAUUCCACUCGGACGGUUGCUUAAAAAUAAUUGACAGGAAGAAGGACCUGGUGAAGCUCCAAGCAGGAGAAUAUGUAUCACUUGGGAAAGUGGAGGCUGCACUGAAGAAUCUCCCCAUCGUGGACAACAUCUGUGCAUAUGCAAACAGCGACCAGUCAUAUGUGAUUGGCUUUGUUGUGCCAAACCAGAAGGAGUUAUUAAAGCUGGCUGAGAAAAGGGGAACACAAGGAAGCUUUGAGUCUCUGUGCAAUAAUUCCAUAAUGGAGAAGGAAGUGCUUAGAGUAUUGGUAGAAUCUCCUGCUGCAGCCACCCUUGAGAAGUUUGAGGUCCCUGCAAAGCUCCGCCUUGUUGCUGAGCCUUGGACUCCUGAGACAGGAUUGGUGACCGAUGCCUUUAAACUAAAACGCAAGGAGCUGAAAAGUCAUUACCAGGAAGAUAUUGAGAGGAUGUACGGGGGAAAAUAAAGCCCAAGAGCCAUUUUGUUCCCUUUGCUGUUACAGCAACGGUUACUUGUGAACCUGACUGCGGCAGAUAGUAGAGUCAGCCUGCAGCUAGGACCUGGGAUCAAUGGAAAAGCUUGAAUAUGUCCUACACGAGUAUUGUUACUAUACCAGAGAAACAAAUGUUAAAGGAAAAAAAAUACUAGAAUUAAAGUUUUUGUCUGCUGGUAGAACCCAAUAUUUAAAACUAAUAAGAGAUCUGAUUUUCCUCUAGUCAGCCAGGCCGUGCAAUUGGAAUGUAUAGUUUUUUGUAACUCAUGAGUUAAAGCAGCAUAUGACUAUGACAUAUGGAAAUCUACUGGCUUGUUCACACUAUGUAUAGACUUGUUUUAAUACAAUGCACAGAAAUUUAGUCUGGAUUUGUAAACAUUUUAUUUUUUAUUUUAUUUUUUUAUUAUUUUUUUUUAGAUGAAACCAUAUUACAUGCGUUUCUUAGGACAUCCGUGAUUCCCAAUUGCAAUAUUGCUUUUCAUAAUGAUCAGCAUAUGUGUAAUUUUGACUAAAUAGGCUUCUAUUUCACUUGAUCAUAUUGGCAUUGACUGUAUUGUUAAUGAAUUAAGUACCUUUUUUUUUUAAAAAAAAAACAUUUUUAUCAACCAAUAGUGUGUCCUUACACACAGGAAAUACAACCCAUUACUAUAGAAUAUAUUCAAAAUUAUUAAUGCAUUUAAUGUGCAUUUGGAUUUUAAUUAAAUGCAAAUUCAGUGCUCAUC